AUGUUAAGCAAACAAUCCAAUCAGCAACUCCGAGUUGUUACAAUUGGUGAUGAAAGCGUUGGAAAAACAUCAAUCACCUCUUAUCUCAUUGACAAAACAUUUAAUCAGUACGAACCAUCAACGGUCGGCGCUAACUACCAAAUGUUCACUGUUAAACAACCCGAUGAUGAUAUAGUCCUCCAAAUUUGGGAUACUGCUGGGCAGGAAAAAUUCAAAUCACUGAGCCCGAUCUAUUUUAGAAAUGCUAAUGCAGCGGUUGUAGUCUUUUCUCUUGUUAACAAGAACUCUUAUAUUAAACUGAAUAACUGGGUAACCAGUUUCCGCGAAGUUGCAGGAAAUGACGCUUUAGUUUACGUGGUUGCAAAUAAAUCAGAUUUACAAGAGGAAUUUGAAGUCUCUUUAUUGCAAGCUGAAGAAUGGGCAACAAAUGGAGGGUUCAAGUUUUACGUUACAUCUGCAAAAACUGGACAAAAUAUUGAAAAAUUAUUUACAGAUAUUGCAAUUGAUCUUAAAACUGCAAACGCUAAUGCAAACGUUCUUCGACAAUCUCGUUUGAAAUCAGAAGUUAACACAGACUCUUCUCCUUGCUGCUAA
Molecule: messenger RNA, 594 nt
Organism: Trichomonas vaginalis G3
Lineage: Eukaryota; Parabasalia; Trichomonadida; Trichomonadidae
Product: GTPase protein
Exons: 1
Coding region: 1-594 (197 amino acids)
Molecular function (GO): GTP binding; GTPase activity
Source: RefSeq, a predicted model, not a curated record